CCAUCUUCGUUGAUGCAACAACAGCAACAGCAGGUGUUUCUGCGUCAACAGCAACAACAACAACAACAACAACAACAGCAGCAGCAGCAGCAGCAACAAUUUCUGUUUCAACAGUAUGAGCAGCAACAAUUGCAGAUGAGACAGCCGCAGUUCCAGCAGCUACAACAGCAGCAGGAACAGUCGCAAGCACAAGCACAAGCACAAGCACAAGCACCGUCCUUCAACCCCGAUCCGUUCAGCUUGGACGGGUUCGGUUUCGAUUUCUCUUUCGAGGAUCCCAAAUACCAGAGCGGUAAUGGCAACGAUCUUCAUUUCGGGAACACGAACCUUUACACAAGUUCGGGACCGGCUUCAGCACCAGGGAUGAAUCCGAAUCCGGGGAUGAACACCGGGCUGGUCUUCGAUCUUGGCGAUACAUCCGACUCGGCCUUCCCCGGCUCGGGUCGUUCGCAGUCGCACUUGUACGGCCGAGCUGAAGGUCAGGGACAGCAGGGUCGAGCCAGGGGGUCUUUUGAAGGGACGUUAGGGUUCGGGAUGGGCGGACCCGAGAUCGCGCACAACCCGAACCUCAACUUUAACCCCAACCCGAACUCGAACCUGAACGUGAACCUCGAUCUCGGGCUCGCUCUCGACCCUACCCGGUUCGAUAGCGAUAAUUCGUCAGGCGAGGUAUUGAGUGAGCAGGAGUUGAAGCGGUUGUUGAGUAUGGGCGGAGGUGCUGGCGGGAUCGGGAUUGGAGCAGGAAACGGCGACGGGGACGAGUUUGGAUUUGGAACCGGGUUUGGCGGGACGGUAGAUUGGGUGGGGUUGUUACAAGGAGGUGGAGCGGGGAUGUUGCUCCAGCCUGAUCAGCCCCAGGGUCAGCCUCGAGAGCGAGUAGAGGAAAGGCCUGCUGGCGGGGUCAAGAGAGAGUCGAUCGAUGAGACAGGGUCGACGACGAGUACGGCCAAGGGGACCGCUUCCAUCGUCGAGGCUGGAGAGCUUGCUACCUCGACCACGACCGCGACCGACCCCGCCGCUAAUGCUGGGCCACCGGCCGCUCCGACGUCCAACCCGAACCGAUCGCCACGACAACAACAAUCCAAACAACCCGGUAUCAACCUGCACAACAAGGUCGAGAAGCGUUAUCGGAGCAACGUCAAGAACGCCCUGGACUCGCUCCGCGAUUCCGUGCCCCGUCUUCGACAGGUCUACGGGACCUCUUUACCUAGCGAGAUCGAGACCACGGACAAGCCGGACGAGGACGGCCUGGUAGGCGGAGUCAGCGAGAUUGGGAAACCGACGAAACAGACCGUCAUGCUCGGAGCGAGGAUGUAUAUCGAAUACCUGGAGAUGAAGGAUCACGCGGGCGAGGCCAAACGGGAGAGGAGCGAUCGGGUGUUGAUGCGGUUGUUGGGUACCGGUCCUGAUUCCGGCGACAAGUGGGCCAAGUGGGAACGGGAACAGGAGAGGGUGGGGAAGCUCGCUGAAGAGGCGUACAGGCAAGGGCUCGAGAGGAAGAGCGUGGAGAGGGCGUUGAUGCUAGCCCCGCCUGGUGGAUCGACUUCGGGAGGAUCGCCAUCGUCCUCGUCCCCGCCUGACGGAGCCGACGAGGAGGAAGAAGAGGAGGCUCCGCCCGUGCGUGGUCGACCGAAGAAGCGUCCCAGGGAGAACGAGGACGAUGCCGAGGACAAGAAACCGGUCAAGAAGCGACCUGCGACGGCUAAACAGCCUAAAAAGGCCGGAGGGAAAAAGCCGACGGCGAGCGUCGAGACGGUCACCGGGGCCGGAGCGGCAGUGAUGUACUCGUUCGGGUUGGCAUACACGUUCUUCCCCAGGGCCAGCUCGGUUUUCCGAAGUUCGGCUCGACAGGGACAAGUGGCGGAAGGGUCGAGGUCGACCGGGUCGGUGAUCCUCUCGGCGCCAUACAGGGCGGCCAACCAGUCCACGCACUUGCUGAAACGCGCCCUGCCCGAACGUCAUCAUGACUUUUGGGUGUUGAGGCCGGACGACUUUUUGGACUGGGUCGGGCUGUUCUUCCUCGCCGGAGUCAUCUCGUGGAUCACCUGGAGCCUGGUCAGGUCAUUCGGCUUGCUUACGGCUGAUACGCCGAGUGAGGCUGAAGACGAGCAGGCGGUCGAGGGUCAGCAGGUCGAAGUCGACGUCUUGACUGAAUCCGGUUAUCGAGGACGGAUUGGGACCGUCAUCGAGGGUUUAAAGAGCUUGGGUAGCAAAUUUGGCAAGCGACACGGAGAUGACGAACCCGCGGUCGAAAGGGCCUGGUUGCGAGUCACAAAGGCUUUUGUCGGGAAGUCUCUCGACCUGGAUGUUUGGACGCGGACACGGAUUCGCUGGAGGAUGGCUCGUAAAGCAGGGGAAGACUCGCAAUAUGCGGUCCUACAGGCCUUGCACACGCAGGACGCUCUGCACUGGCAGCGUGCCCGAAAACUCGCGCUCGACACAGGCGACAAGGCUAUUCACGACGUCGUCGCCCUGCCGUGUUCAGAGACCCGUGCAUUGUCAAAACGCCUUGGGCCUUCCGAGGAUCCCGUCCGCUCUAUCGCAGAGUAUCUCGUCGUUACCCACCUGGACGAUCUCGCCACCAGGCUUUACAUCUCGCUCGUCGAUGCUAGCAUAUCAUCAGACGCCACAACCAAGAACAGGCUGGCAGCAUUGGCCGAUGUGUCCUACAAAGAGCAGAUCUUUGAAGCGCUACAUGGAGUGAACAAGGAUUCUGCAGCCUACUCGUUAGGCUUGGUGCUCAUCGGUUUGUGGGGAAUGCUAAGUCAACAAGACGCCGGUGCCCAGCGUUCUGUCGCCAACAUGCUCAUCGCCAGUCAGCUGAAGGACCGGGUUGACCUACCUUCGGUUGAUGUCUUCCUCCGACUUGUGGUUCCCGCUUAUCGUCCGAUCAAUAAACGAGACGCCAGGAACGAGGUCAAGCCUAACAGACUGUCGCUCGGAAUAGAGGAGCUUGAUACGUUGCUCGAAGUCUGUCUGCGCUACGUAUCGCUCGUCAAACAGCUGAACUCGCGCGACCCAUCGGCGUUCCGUGGCGUCUACCCUGAAACGCUCCUCAUCCGACAACUGCUCGGGCGACCCACCUUUGAGCGGACUUUCAAAGACAUCUCGGGAUACAGGAUGAGGACGAGCUCGUCGAGCUCGGACGGUUCGGGGUCCGACACGGAAUCGAUCGCAGGAAGUGAAGAAGGGUCGAUCUCGGCAAUCGAGGCAGAGGUCGAGGCGUUUGACGCGCAGACGGACAAGUUGAUCGACACUCUCGUAGAGAUCGGUCAGCGGGCGGCUUCGGCUCUGAAUGCUUUAGGUUUCGAUAUUUGAACAUUGUUUCGUUUUCUGUCUGGUAAUAAGUUGUAAAUUAGCUGGCUGAAAUCGCGAAGAUUGACGGCCUUAAAUGAACAGAUGCACGCAGCCAUCGCAGAAUUUGAUUUCAUCGCAAUCAUCUGUUCUUCUACAUGCCUCUAUAUCUGGAUCUAUAUCGAGG
This is a messenger RNA of Filobasidium floriforme, 3481 nucleotides long. RefSeq lists its product as uncharacterized. Gene Ontology annotation, molecular function: protein dimerization activity. The coding region runs from base 13 to 3318 and encodes 1101 amino acids. The transcript has 2 exons. NCBI's taxonomy places the organism in Eukaryota, Fungi, Basidiomycota, Tremellomycetes, Filobasidiales, Filobasidiaceae. The record is from RefSeq and is a predicted model, not a curated record.